AAAAGUCUUAAUCUCGUAGGAUCAUUUUACCAGCAAGGAUCUUCUAAACCAUUUUUAAAUCUCUAUAGGUAUAAUUUAGUCGCCCUAGGGCGUUAUAUUAGAAAUAAGAGUAGAUCAUCUCUCCACGAACUAAGUGAA
Molecule: messenger RNA, 138 nt
Organism: Racocetra fulgida
Lineage: Eukaryota; Fungi; Glomeromycota; Glomeromycetes; Diversisporales; Gigasporaceae
Source: the annotation of a GenBank genome assembly